CGCUGUUUUGUCAGGUAUGUUAGUUUGUUCAGAUGGUUAAUAUAUACCACUAUACGAUCGUUGCAUAAGUGUUUGUUCCAUUAAAUUGAGGAUUAAAAAGGAGACACGUGAUCCCCAAUUCUAUUUGUGUCUGCUGUUUUGUCAGGAGCUCCAGAACCGCAAGUAAAGAGAUAGAGGACACCUCAUAGGAGUUACAUAUGCACAACACUCAAUGUUUCUUUUUAAAACUUAAUAUAUAUGACCGGGUUUGAUAAGUUAGCCAAGCAAAGUUUCUUGGUAUUAUCACAUCUUUAAGUUAUCAAAAUAACCUAACAUUACCUUUAUUACUUCAGGAUGGACAGCAAUGGCGUUUUCGCACCGCCAGAUUUAGUGGCGGCUCCUUUGUAUCGAGAAUGUCCGCGAGAGCGAGAGGGAUCCACGACGCCUGCUUGCUAGCUAGCAAAAUACAAGAGAGACAAUAGCCACUUGUCCGCAGUUAUCUCCUGCCUAACCACUAGUAGUUUAGUAAAUUAGAAUGAAGGGUGUUUAAAUGAAACAUUUUCUAACCGCAUUAUUUUGAAGGACACAGGCGGAAGCCAGCGUUUGGCCUGAUCGUCAGACUCCGUUGGUUAGUUUCAUUUCAUCGCGCGCACAACGACGAGCCAAACAGCGUGGUUGUGUGGAAGUUACUACUAACCUCGACUUUCACGUCACACACAAAUAAUGUUGUGCGACGUCCGUUGUUCCGAAUAUCGACAAUGGACGAAACGCCGCUGUUCACAUUCGGAGUGAUAGCUGACAUUCAGUACGCAGAUAUCGAUGACGGAUACGACUUCACCCGGACGAGGAGGCGGUACUACCGGAGCAGCCUCCAGCUGCUGACCAACGCCAGAAGAAGCUGGUCAGAGUCUGCUGUCAAACCAGAGUUUAUCCUUCAGCUAGGAGACAUUAUCGACGGUGUUAACAAGAGCUGCGGCGACUCUGACCGCGCCCUGGACACCGUGCUGACAGAGUUCAACUCCGGUCUGUUGGAGGUCCACCAUGUAUGGGGUAACCACGAGUUCUACAACUUCAGCAGGGCCGCGCUGCUGCGCUCCAGGCUCAAUAGCACCCUCCACACGGAGAGAUGCCUGAGCGAGAUCCAGGCUGACAGCCAGCUGUACGCCUACCACUUCAGCCCGUUCCCCGGGUUUCGGUUCGUCGUGCUGGAUGCUUACGAUGUGAGCCUGCUGGGCAGAGAGACGUCAAGCGAUCAGUACAGCGACGCCAUGGCUGUGAUCAAACCGCACAACAACAACGAGGAUCUCAACUGCCCCCCAGUGUUUUUUGGGCAACUGCGGAGGUUCACCAUGUUCAACGGGGGGUUCAGUAGGCAGCAGCUGGACUGGCUAGAUUCUGCUCUGUCCUCGGCCGAAGACAAACAGGAAAGAGUCACAAUUGUCAGUCACCUACCCAUCCACCCCUGCUCCACCGCUGACAUCUGCCUUGCCUGGAACUUCGAUGAGCUCCUGGCCAUCAUACGGCGCCACGGCAGCGUGGUGUGUUUCAUGGCUGGACACGACCACGAUGGCGGAUACUACAAGGACGAAGACACGGGAGUGCACUAUGUGACGUUACCGGGGGUGAUUGAGACUCCACCUGACAGCAACGCUUUUGGUACAGUUUCUGUGUACAAAGACCAGAUGGUGCUGAAGGGGUACGGCAGGGUGACCGACCGAGUGUUUCCAUUUCCAUCCCAUUCGAAGAGACUCACAUUAUAAGGCAAUAUGAGAACUUUUGUCAUUAAUAUUCAUACGUUUUCGGAGCGGUUUAUCAGCAUGGCUCAUUUAGAGGAUGUUACAUUCUCUGGGGAAGUGUGGGAUUUUUACACUGGUCACUGUAAUGUUUUUAUUAGAUGAAAGAAAUCCACAAAUUCACUCACUUCAAUAGUGAAAGUACUAUACUUAAAAGGAGGGCAAAGGUGGGAAAACUUUCGAAUGUAUUAACGGUGAUAACUAUUUAAAAAACAGCGGCAGUGUGAGGGGUUCACUUCCCUCAAUUAAAAAAACAUUUUGCACAAUUUAGUGAGAUUUGAUUAGUGCAGUGUAUUGCAAAAUAUAACUUAAAUAAAUCCAAGUUCUGCACAAGAUAAGUGCAAAGCUGGGUAAAUCACAAUGUAAAACUAUUUAACAAUUAAUAAAAAUAUACCAUCAUUAGUUAUAUGCCUCUCCAAAUGUCCCUGUCACGUCUCUGGUACUCUUGUUGUGACCCAUCUUUGAUACAGUGAUUAUGCAAUACCACGAUGGAGCUUUUGCUUGGUGUUUUAUCAUUUCAAAAAUGCUAAAUUGCUUUGUGUAAGGAGACAUUUUUUUUAUGAAAUAGAAAUAGAACAUGAUGUGAUGAAACGAUCUAAUUUAACUGUUAAGAGGACCUUUGAGCUAUUUUUGACUUAUUUUUCAAAAGUGAAAGGUGUUUAAAUCUAAAAGCGCACUUUGACAAUUUGAAACCAUCAGAAUGCAACAGUUUGAUUGUUAAAUUUAAUUUAAGAAAACUUAGGAACAUUUUAAGGAAAGAUUGGAAUGACCUGAAUUUGAUCUAUUUGGAGCAAAACAUCCAAACACUGAGUAGAGGGCCGCUCUAAGCGGAAGUGGACGUCUUUUCCUGUGUUUUACUUAUUAAGUUGGAUUCCAUCAGUGUGAAGGAAACUUGUUCCAAAACCACUAGUCACCAGGUCCUCUUACAAAGUGAUCAGUCACUAUUUGCAGAAUUUUUGUCACAGGAUUUCUCUUGCCUUGCUUCAUCUUUUUGGAGAACGCAUCAUACUCAGCCUUGCUGAUAUUGCAAUGCUUGAAUGAAACACAAACAUCACACUGAUCCUUUAGGCAGAAAGAAUACAGAAUAGUUCUCUUCAUGGAACAAAUCUGUGAAAUAUCAUGUUCCAACGGCUCUCACCCCAGUAGUGGGGACAUGUGCACAGGACCAGAUAAUAAAUACAGGGUGAUAGGAAACAAGGAUUGAGCCUUUAAAUGAGGAAUUCUCCCUGAAUCGCCCGCCAGCACUGACACUCUUACCGGUGAGGUCUUUCUUUUUGCCGAGCAAAGCAAAAAGCCAUAUAGUGUCCCAUCAGUCCCGCAGUUAAGACACUAAAGUACAGACUCAUACGUUAUUGCUUAAAUAAGAUCUGGUUGUGGAGCACUUUUUUGGUAAAAACUCCCCACCUACAGGUGAAACUCAAAAAAUUAGAAUAUCGUGCAAAAGCUCAUUACUUUCAGUAAUUCAACUUAAAAGGUGAAACUAAUAUAUUAUAUAGACUCAUUACAUGCAACGUGAAAUAUUUCAAGCCUUUAAUGAGCUUUUGCACGAUAUUCAAAUUUUUCGAGUUUCACCUGUACAUGCAGAAAUGUAUUACCAAUAUUUUUAAGCUCAUUUUAAGGAAUUACGGAUUUUCUUUUCUGUUCAAUAAAUAAUUGAGAUGAGACUUUACAUACUUUAUACAAAAAGAUGGGGACGUAGUUUGAGUGGAGAAUGAUGUGCUUUUAGAAUCUCAAGCGCUUCUUCGCGGGGACAGUAGGCAGUCAUUACUCUGAUCUGAUGUGUGUGUACGAUGUAUACAGUCAGUGUUUUAAUAUAUUUGUUACAUGUAAUUUGGUAGUCAGUCAUUUUCUAUACCACGUAUCCUAAAGAGGGUCUCGGGCUUAAGUCAAUUCCAGCUAUUUGUUGCUGAAUUUGUUGUAUUCAUUUAUAUAAAAAAGACGUUGAAAUUACUAAAAUUACUAAAAACAAUCAGUUUACCCAUCAUAGCAAGGGUCUCAGGGUCAAGAUAUCACACCUUGUGAAGAGAGCCCAGCAGAGGCUUUUCUUCCUGAGGAAGCUAAAACAAGUAGGCCUUCCUCCGGAGCCUUUGGUUAAGUGAUAGAAAGCAUCCUCUGUCAGUGCUUUACUUUGUGGUAUGCCAGCUUCACAGCAGAGAACAGGAAGGACCUGGUGGUUCGGGUGGUUCCAACAGCAGAGAGGAUUGUGAGAGUCACCCUCCCUAACCUGGACAUUGUGUAUGCUGGAAGAUGCCUCAGAAGAUUCAGGACUAAUAAAUCCCAGACUAACAGACUGUGGAACAGCUUUUUCCCCAGAGUGGUUUCCUCCAUCAGCACCCCCCACCCAGCACCCCACCCGGCUCACACCGGAUAGUGCUGCGGGGGGAAAAAAACUUUAACAAAGCGCCCUUUUCACUUUUAAGCCAUUGAUGCCUGUUUUUGAUCUAUCUUAUAUAUAUAUAUAUAUAUUUAUUUAAUGUUGUUAUACAUACUUUGUAUGUUUUUUACAAUGAAAAUACACAUCCUUAUCCUAAUCUCUACAGCUGUUACUUUGGUUUUAAACUUUAUUUUAAACUACUACAUAUUUUCCCAUUGUUGCAUUUUCUAUAGACAGAAAUGACAAAUGACUUACAAUUGCAUUUACUGAUAGUAUUUUUGUAGUUUGGCUUUCUUGAAGAAGUUGUACUUUCAUGAUUAUUGAUGUUCUGGUUCUGUUCUCUCUUGAUUGAAUGCACUUAUGUCAAAGCGCUAGCUAAAUGAUAAAUAUAAAUGUAAAAUGGCUUCACUAUCUGUGCACAUGCAACAUCCUCUGUCCUGAAACCCUCACAUCGACACAGGAAAAACUGUUUAUUGAAUAAAAAUUAUACCAUCAUCACCA
Molecule: messenger RNA, 4647 nt
Organism: Pungitius pungitius (ninespine stickleback)
Lineage: Eukaryota; Metazoa; Chordata; Actinopteri; Perciformes; Gasterosteidae
Gene: adprm
Product: ADP-ribose/CDP-alcohol diphosphatase, manganese-dependent
Exons: 3
Coding region: 738-1739 (333 amino acids)
Molecular function (GO): CDP-glycerol diphosphatase activity; ADP-ribose diphosphatase activity; manganese ion binding
Source: RefSeq, a predicted model, not a curated record